AUGGAGACCACCAACGGGACUGAGACUUGGUACAAAAGCCUGCACGCUGUGCUGAAGGCUCUAAAUGCCACUAUUCACAGCAACCUGCUCUGCCGGCCAGGGCCAGACAACCUGACAGAGAAGCGGCGGGCCAGCCUACCUGGCCGUGAUGACAACUCCUACAUGUACAUUCUCUUUGUCAUGUUUCUAUUUGCUGUCACUGUGGGCAGCCUCAUCCUGGGAUAUACCCGCUCCCGCAAAGUGGACAAGCGCAGUGACCCUUAUCACGUGUACAUCAAGAACCGUGUGUCUAUGAUCUGA
This is a messenger RNA of Puma concolor (puma), 300 nucleotides long. Lineage: Eukaryota; Metazoa; Chordata; Mammalia; Carnivora; Felidae. The record is from RefSeq and is a predicted model, not a curated record.